AUGUCUGAUACUGCCUCCGCCUAUGCCUGCGGGCCCUGUCGUGCUGCUAAGGUGGGCUGUGACAAGUCGCGGCCGCACUGCAUGCGCUGUCUGCGCAGGGGCCUGGACUGCUGCUAUGCGCCGAAACCGGCGUCGCUCUGUCGGAAUUCCGGUCGUGCAACGUCUAAUAGCAGUCGCAGUCUGUCUAUCAACACUCAAUCGCGUCUGGCAUCUCACUCUCCAAGGACAAAUAGUGAGAGCAAGUCACCUACAAGCUUGGUCCAGAAACGGAACCGGGUUCCCAAGGCUUGUCUGCGCUGUCGCCAGUUGAAGAUCAAAUGUGACCGGCAGCAGCCAUGCAGUCGCUGCAUCAAGGCCAACGGCGGCCGCGACUGUCACUAUCCAAGGCCUACGACUGAGCCAGAUAAAGAGUUUGUUCCGCUUUGGAAGCAGACCUUUCACAGUGGGAUCCACUGGUCAGGACUCGUUCAGAAUAUCCAGAGUCUGUUGAAGCACCGUCGGUGGGCUGAAAGCCAGGAACAGGCCGACCAGCAUGUAACAUUCUCGUCUGUCGAUAACAUCUUUGGCAACAUCGGUCCGCUGUCGAGUGCACCGCGGAGAACGCUGCUGUCCUACAUACCCCCAAGGGAUGUUGCCGAGUCAUUCAUCGCACAGUACCUGGACAGCGUUGAGCCGUAUCACCAGAUCCUGCAUGUACCCACCUUCAAAGAGGAACUUGAAGUCUUCUGGAGCAAGCCCGGGACAGUUGGCGACGGAUGGCUGGCGCAGCUAUUUGCCAUCCUUGCCCUGGGCUGCCAGCUACACUGCACACCUGCAUCAACAAACAGCAACAAGGGCAUCUCGCCAGACCGGCUGUUCGAAGGAGCCCAGGCGUGUCUGCAGCGAACGCCAUUCAUGAUACGACCACAGCUGAUGAGCAUUCGAGCAUUGUGCCUUUUUGUUAUCUUCAAACAGACCAAAGUCAUGAUGACCUGCGUCGAAUGCGACGCGCUCUGGCCUGCAACAGGCCUCAUUGUCCGGCUUGCAGUAUUACUAGGCCUUCACUCAACCGAUUCAGCCCAGCAUCCCCAGUUCGAGUCCAGCGAAACCACCAUCCGGAAUCGUCUCUGGGCGGCGGUCAUAUUGCUAGAUCUGCGCCAGAGCCUCGCAGCCGGCAUGCCCAUAAUCCCACCAUCACGAGAUCUCAUCGCAGAGCCCUUAUUCACAAUACACCAGCAAACUCCUGCCCCUGGUACAGACCUUGUCUUCCCCCUCGUCCUCUACGACAUCCUCCCCCAGAUCUUCCGCAUCCUCGAACUCGCCACCUCACCCCAGGUAACCCUCGCAUACAGCCAAGUCGCCAGCUACGACCGCCAAAUCCGCGCCCUGCUCAAAUACCACGAAUCCUCCUUCCUCACAUAUGAACAUGAACAUGAACAUGAACAUGAGCAAGACGAACAAGUCGCCGUCAACGCCCGCUUCCAAUGGACCAUGACAAACGUCUUCUUCCGCCGCGUCCUCCUCGCCCUGCACAGCCGUCUAUAUCAAGAACCAGACGCCCCAACCCGCUACCCAGUCUCAUACUGGUCCUCGCUGGAAUGCAGCAUCGCCUUACUCUCCACGCAGCGCGAGCUAUGGGACACAUCCUCCUCCCCCUCCCCCUCUGUUUCAGAUUUAGAAGCAAAAACAGCCGCGUUCCUCGCCCGCCUCUUCAUCCAGGACUUCUUCCUCGCGGUAGUGACAAUCUGCUUCCACCUGGUGCAGGAACAGGCCCCGCUUGUAUCCGGGAAUGGAUUGUGGUGUCAGGGUCAUGCGCGGCGGACGAUAUUGGAGCUGUUGCGCUCGUGUCGUGAUAUUUGGGGGGUGGAGAGGGGGGCGCCGGUUUGUCAUGGGAGGUCGUUUCGGAUGAUUGAUGGGAUGGUGAGGUUUUUGGAAUCUGGAUCUGGGUCGGGGUUGGGGUCGGGGUCAAGGGGGAGUGGAAGUGCAAGUGACGAUUGGGAGGACGAGGUUGGGGUGGAGGUGGUGAGGUGUACGUGUGCUAAAGAGGGAUGUGAAGUAUUUUCUCUGGAGCAGUGGGUGGACGGGUUUGCUGGAUAUUAG
This is a messenger RNA of Aspergillus puulaauensis, 2079 nucleotides long. RefSeq lists its product as uncharacterized. Gene Ontology annotation, molecular function: DNA-binding transcription factor activity, RNA polymerase II-specific; DNA binding; zinc ion binding. Bases 1 to 2079 code for a protein of 692 amino acids. The record is from RefSeq and is a predicted model, not a curated record. NCBI's taxonomy places the organism in Eukaryota, Fungi, Ascomycota, Eurotiomycetes, Eurotiales, Aspergillaceae. Gene Ontology annotation, biological process: DNA-templated transcription; regulation of DNA-templated transcription. The transcript has 3 exons. Gene Ontology annotation, cellular component: nucleus.